Molecule: messenger RNA, 2009 nt
Organism: Peromyscus maniculatus bairdii (prairie deer mouse)
Lineage: Eukaryota; Metazoa; Chordata; Mammalia; Rodentia; Cricetidae
Source: RefSeq, a predicted model, not a curated record
AGAAAUAAAUGGCAGUGAGUGUGAACGUGUGUUAAGAAAAGAGGAAGUCUCAGGGGAAUUAGAAGCCAGCACUGUGGAUUCUCUGACAGACAUGCCAUUUGCUACUGUAGAUCUUCAAGAUGACUGUGGAAUCAUGGACGGACCUCAGAUCCAUUCAAAGAGAGGCAAAGAAAAGGAAGUCAUGAAGAAUGAGUGCAUAAAGAAGAGGAAAAAAACCCCCAAAGAUUAUCAACCCAACUAUUUCUUGUCUGUUCCGAUCACCAACAAAAAGAUCACAGCUGGAAUUAAGGUCUUGCAAGACACGAUACUACAACAGGAUAAGCGACUGGCCAAAGCCAUGGUUGGUGAUGGUUCCUUUCAUAUCACCUUGCUAGUGAUGCAGUUAUUAAAUGAAGAUGAAGUAAACAUUGGUACUGAUGCGCUUUUGGAAUUGAAGCCAUUCGUUGAGGAAAUCCUUCAAGGGAGGAACUUGACUUUGCCCUUCCAAGGGAUCGACACUUUCCGCAGUCAGGUUGGCUUUGUGAAGCUGGCGGAUGGAGAUCACAUCAACACACUUACGGAGAUAGCAGAGACAGCAAAAAGAACAUUUCAAGAAAAAGGCAUCCUGGCAGGAGAAAGCAGAAGUUUUAAGCCUCACUUGACCUUUAUGAAACUGUCAAAGGCACCAAUGCUCUGGAAGAAGGGAGUGAAAAAAAUAGAGCCUGAACUGUAUGAGCAGUUUAUCAACCACAGAUUUGGAGAAGAAGUACUGGACCGGAUAGACCUCUGCUCCAUGCUGAAGAAAAAACAAAGCCAUGGUUAUUACCACUGUGAGUCUUCGAUUGUGAUUGGCAAGAAACCAGUUGGGAGUCAAGACUUAAUUAAUGAAGCGUUGCACCGAGAAAGGAUGGAGCUGAAGGCCAAAGUGAAACAGAUAAAGGAACUUUUGCUAAAGCCUGAGACUCAGGCCAUGAUUAGGAAGGAGCUUUUUGAAGGAAGAGUUCUUAGCGACGAUGAUCACAUAGGGAUGCUGAUUCCCGCGUGACUUGGCUGUAGCUCUCCACUGCUGUGAGGACGGUGUAGAGUUUACAAACUCUCAGCCCCGGUCCACAGCCCUUUGGUAAAUAACCAGAGUGUUCUUACCGUUUCUACAAAGCCCACGAACCAACACUUGGUGAGGAACUAACAACUUCUUGCCAAAGAAAACAUAUUUUUGCCUUAUCAUCAUCAUCAUCAUCGGCUAAAGUUGAGUUUUAGAAUGUUUAUUUGGGUGUUGUUGACUCAUUUUAUAGAAAUAACUUCUUAAUUAGCUGUUGUGAGAUGUUCCAUGGGUCCUUGCAGAUAAAAAAACAGAACGUUGACUAUGAAAAAUCCUUUGUAGACAAAAACAACAGAACUAAGUAAAACCAACAACAGUAUUCUAAGGGUCGCCUGCCUCCUGUUGAUAAGGCCCUUUUUACUUCAAAAGACAAUGUCCGGGCUUGUCCAGUCUCACAUUACUUUUGAUGAGAUUUUGAAUGCUUAUUGAGUAUCAGUACUUGAAUGAACAUUUGUAAAUGUAAUCAUUGCAGUCACUGGUUAAGAAUGUUUUAUAAUAUCCACGUAUAUUAUUUUUCAUUGAUGAAAAUGCAGUUGGCUUUUUCAUUUCUUAGUGAACAAAUGUCCAGUGUUUUUUAUUUCCUACUUCUCCGAAGACGAGCCCCAAGCCUCCCUGUGUUCUUCACAAUUUGAAUAGUUUGUACUAGUUCAUUUUUUAAAAGAUCAUUCUUAAAAUGUUUCUCCCCAUGUGAUGUUUAUUUGUAACAGCUUUUUUCAAUAGUAAUUUUAAAAUUGCUGCUACUAAUAGAUGGUGGGGGAAGGAAAUGAUUAGAGAUCAGAUAUGUAUAAUCAUCUCACUUAUACGAUCCAGUUUGCUCGUGGAUUUUGCCUAUUUUUUUCACUGGAUAAAUGAUACAACAUUAAUUCAUAAUGUAAUGAUGUAGGGGUUCCUACAUUUUCAUGCCUCUUAAUAAACGUACUGUUUCCCUGUU